Molecule: messenger RNA, 1032 nt
Organism: Microdochium trichocladiopsis
Lineage: Eukaryota; Fungi; Ascomycota; Sordariomycetes; Xylariales; Microdochiaceae
Exons: 2
Coding region: 486-872 (128 amino acids)
Source: RefSeq, a predicted model, not a curated record
GAAGGGGGACCCCCAGUCAACCUGAACCUCAGACUGCGACCACGAUGGAGACGUCUCAGCGACGGCUAAUUUGGACUCGAGGGUCCCCCCGCCCCUGGCCAGCAGGCCUGUUUGGGCUUGCUGUACACAGCCAGCGCGCAUUACUGCGCUGUUUCGAGGCGCAAGGGACGGCUUGUGCCUGUCUCUGUCCGGACAGCGGAGAACUUCCAACUUCGCAAUCUGGUGCCGAGUGGGGAUGGAUGCAACUGCAGAAACAGUAUAAGAAGGCACCGAGAUCGCCUCAUCUUGUAGGCUGAUCUCGUUUCCUCCCCAUCCUUCGAUCACCAGAAAACCCUCCAGUCCUACUUGCUUACAUUCUCUUUGCCGCCGGUCGGUCUUUGUCGAAAAUAUCCAAACCAUUUUCUACCCCCUUAGACAACUUCGUCAACUUUUCUUGAGUCCGGCUACUCCCUUCUUUCCACAAAAACAAUACCCCAACAUUCAAAAUGAAGUUCUCCCUCGCCACCAUUGUCCUCGGCCUUGCUGCCUUCUCCUCGGCCGCCAUCCUUGACACCGAGGGCAUCCGCAACGCCGAGCGUGACGCCGUCAUCGUCUCCCGCCAGAACGCCGGCCGCCCCGUCCCCAACGGCACCUGCUGCGUCGCCAACACCUCGCUCAAGCAGGAUGCCUGCAACGUCAACGGCGCUGCUGGUCGCUGUGUUCCCGGUGGCCAGGCUUGCGGCAGCAGACUCAGCUGUGUCGCCCAGGCCAACCUUGCCUGUGACAACAACGUUAUUGAGCGUGGCAAGUCCCUUUGCCGCGCCAAGGUCGGCAAUGGCUUCCAGGAUGGCGCCCGCGUCAUCCAGAACCUCAACCAGGCCAAGGUCAACUAAGCGGUUCGUUCAUUCGACGCUUUUGUUGUUGAGAUCCAGGGGGCGGCGAGCUCAAGUAUCAGCGGAGGAAAACUUUAGUUUGGUGUUUUAUUGUUUCUGAGGUCCAAGGACUCGCUAGAAGAACUUGACUCGAGAGAAAUAUAAGCAAUUAUGACUGGAG